Paramecium sonneborni is the source of this 729-nucleotide messenger RNA. The record is from the annotation of a GenBank genome assembly. NCBI's taxonomy places the organism in Eukaryota, Ciliophora, Oligohymenophorea, Peniculida, Parameciidae.
UGCAAAGUCAUUUAAAUUAAUAAAUAGCCUUGAGGUCAUAUUAGAAAAAAAACCAUGAAAGAAACAAUUUUAGAUGAAUUUGAAAACUCUUCAUCAGAAUAAUGUGACAAUGUUAAUUAUUUACAAAAUGAUAGAAAUUAAAUAAGUAGUUAUGAUGAAGUAGUGAGAUUUCAAUCAUAAAUGAGUGAAAAUAACAUCAGAAAAUAUUAGGCAAACACUUUAUUAAAAAGUUAAAAAGAAUCUAUAAUAGAUGAAUUGUCAGGAUAUUCAGAUGAUAUAAGUAGCUCAUAAUUUGAUGAGAUUAAUUCGGAGGAAAAUUAGGUAGAUUCUUUAAAUGAUAAUUCAAUUGAAUCUAUACCAUGUAGGUUGUCAGGUGAUGACUAUAGUAGUUCAUUUGGUGAUUUGUUUGAUUCAAGUAGUGAUGAGAAUUCUUCAGUGAUAAGUGAUAUUGAGGAAGUGAAUAGUUAAACUUCAUCACGAAGUUUAAGUUUUAGAAGAGAAAUAGCGGAACAAACAAGGAAUUUUCAUCCUAAUAAAUAUCAUAAAAUUACAGAAUACUUGUAAAGUAUUUAGAAAUUAAAAUUUGAUUUAUGUUCGAUAUGUAUAGAGGAAGAUUAUUUGAGAAUAAUGAAAUGUAAGCAUUAUUUUCAUAAUGAUUGUAUCAAUAGAUGGCUUAUUGAGAAAAAUAAUUGUCCAAAUUGUAGAUCUAUUUUAAAUUCUAGCUUCUGA